Messenger RNA from Lingula anatina, 411 nucleotides. Its product is annotated as lactadherin-like. Gene Ontology annotation, cellular component: plasma membrane. The record is from RefSeq and is a predicted model, not a curated record. Gene Ontology annotation, molecular function: signaling receptor activity. NCBI's taxonomy places the organism in Eukaryota, Metazoa, Brachiopoda, Lingulata, Lingulida, Lingulidae.
UUAAUGCUGGUCAUCCCCCUGGGGGCUGCGGACACUGGUCAGUCUGGUCAGUGUUCGGACAUCUUGGUGUCCGGCAAGUAUCCCAUCCCAGACAGCGCUAUAACAGCGUCUUCGUACUUUAACAUAGACACCUGGUGGUACAAGCACCUUCCACAGCAAGCACGUAUUCACCUAGUGUCUGAUGAUAAUGGUAACGGUGGAUGGAGUGCCUACAGUGGAGGCGUCCAGGAAUGGCUGCAAUUUGAUUUAGAAUUCCCAAGAUUGCGUCUAGCAACUGGUCUUGCACGUGCACCUCAUCCAAAGGAAAGACUCGCACUUGCCUUUGCAGUAACCGAGACUCUUGCAGUGGUCAUCACAUAUCGUCUCCUUUGUUGGACAGCCAGACCCAGCGUUUGCCUCCUCAACCACUGA